Cynocephalus volans (Philippine flying lemur) is the source of this 1749-nucleotide messenger RNA. It is a transcript of the gene CDC45, whose product is annotated as cell division cycle 45. The transcript has 19 exons. NCBI's taxonomy places the organism in Eukaryota, Metazoa, Chordata, Mammalia, Dermoptera, Cynocephalidae. Gene Ontology annotation, cellular component: DNA replication preinitiation complex. The coding region runs from base 1 to 1698 and encodes 565 amino acids. Gene Ontology annotation, molecular function: DNA replication origin binding; single-stranded DNA binding; chromatin binding. The record is from RefSeq and is a predicted model, not a curated record. Gene Ontology annotation, biological process: double-strand break repair via break-induced replication; mitotic DNA replication preinitiation complex assembly; DNA replication initiation.
AUGUUCGUGUCGGAUUUCCGCAAAGACUUCUACGAGCUGGUCCAGAGCCAGAGGGUCCUUCUCUUCGUGGCCUCGGACGUGGACGCUCUGUGCGCUUGCAAGAUCCUGCAGGCUCUAUUCCAGUGUGACCACGUGCAGUACACACUGGUUCCAGUGUCUGGGUGGCAAGAACUUGAAACUGCAUUUCUUGAACAUAAAGAACAGUGUCGUUAUUUUAUUCUCAUAAAUUGUGGAGCUAAUGUAGACCUAUUGGAUAUCCUUCAACCCGAUGAAGACACUGUAUUCUUUGUGUGUGACACCCACAGGCCAGUCAAUGUGGUGAAUGUGUACAACGACACCCAGAUCAGAUUACUCAUUAAACAAGACGAUGACCUUGAAGUUCCUGCCUAUGAUGACAUCUUCAGGGAUGAAGAGGAUGACGAGCACUCAGGAAAUGACAGCGAUGGGUCAGAGCCUUCUGAAAAGCGCAAACGGUUAGAAGAGGAGACAGUGGAAGAAACCAUGAAGAGGAGGCAGCUGAGAGAGUGGGAGGCCCGGAGAAGAGACAUCCUCUUUGAUUAUGAGCAGUAUGAAUAUCAUGGGACAUCAUCGGCCAUGGUGAUGUUUGACCUGGCAUGGAUGAUGUCCAAGGACCUGAACGAUAUGCUGUGGUGGGCCAUCGUUGGACUAACAGACCAGUGGGUACAAGACAAGAUCACCCAAAUGAAGUAUGUGACUGACGUUGGCAUCCUGCAGCGCCAUGUGUCCCGGCACAACCACCGAAAUGAGGAUGAGGAGAACACUCUCUCUGUGGACUGCACACGGAUCUCCUUUGAGUAUGACCUCCGCCUGGUGCUGUACCAGCACUGGUCCCUCCAUGACAGCCUGUGUAACACCAGCUACACCGCGGCCAGGUUCAAGCUCUGGUCCGUGCAAGGGCAGAAGCGGCUCCAGGAGUUCCUCGCAGACAUGGGCCUUCCCCUGAAACAGGUGAAGCAGAAGUUUCAGUCCAUGGACAUUGCCUUGAAGGAGAAUUUGCAGGAAAUGAUUGAAGAGUCUGCAAAUAAAUUUGGGAUGAAGGACAUGCGUGUGCAGACUUUCAGCAUUCAUUUUGGGUUCAAGCAUAAGUUCCUGGCCAGUGAUGUGGUCUUCGCCACCAUGUCUCUGAUGGAGAACCCCAAGAAGGACAGCUCAGGGACGGAUCACUUCAUCCAGGCUCUGGACAGUCUCUCCAGGAGUAACCUGGACAAGCUGUACUAUGGCCUGGAACUCGCCAAGAAGCAGCUGCAAGCCACCCAGCAGACCAUCGCCAGUUGCCUCUGCACCAACCUCGUCAUCUCCCAGGGGCCUUUCCUUUACUGCUCUCUCAUGGAGGGCACUCCAGAUGUCAUAUUGUUCUCCAAGCCGGCAUCCCUGAGCCUGCUCAGCAGGAACCUGCUCAAGUCCUUUGUGUGUUCGACAAAGAACCGGCGCUGCAAGCUGCUGCCCCUGGUGAUGGCUGCCCCCCUGAGCAUGGAGCAGGGCACAGUGACUGUGGUGGGCAUUCCCCCUGAGACUGACAGCUCAGAUAGAAAGAACUUUUUUGGGCGGGCGUUUGAGAAGGCGGCAGAAAGUACCAACUCCCGGACGCUGCACAACCACUUUGACCUCUCAGUAAUUGAGCUGAAAGCCGAGGAUCGGAGCAAGUUUCUGGAUGCCCUCGUUUCCCUCCUGUCCUGAGGAAUUUGAUUUCUUCAGAAAUGACCUCCUUCUCCUUAUUUAUAUUAACUG